GGCGUUUCGCUCUGGUGUAACAAACAGAGGAGACGGAGCCGCACGCCGCAUACGAUCCCCACGCACACACACGCACACGCGCGCGCGCGCGCUGACGUCUGCCGAACAAAACAACGCUCUUAUCAAAUCCAAACUUCCUUUUCGGUCCUCAAAGGAAAAAAAACCCACGGACGCGAAUAUUUGUGUUGUUGUUGUUGUUGCACAGCUGAAGCGCAGCGGCGUGUCGGUGCUGUUUGUUCCCUGCAGCCCGGUGGGCUUUAGAGGUGCGCGAGGAAGUCAUCAUGUGAAAAACACACAGAAAACAGAAGAACACUUGAUUUACCGAGCGGACAAAAAACACACGGCUGGAGCGAGGAAGCGAAAGUGUGAAGGGUGUGUGCGGUAUGUCCGUGGAUGAGCAGCCGGAGGGCCCGAUGUACGUGUAUGAGUCGACGGUGCACUGCUCCAACCUCCUGCUGGGUCUGAACGAGCAGCGUGAGCGCGGUCUGCUCUGCGAUGUCACAGUGCAGGUGGAGGGCAAGCAGUUCCGCGCCCACCGCGCCGUGCUGGCGGCCUGCAGCGGAUACUUCCUGCAGGGUCUGGUGGCACACGGUGACAACGAGCUCAUCUUCACCAUGCCCGAUGAGGUCACUGCCAGGGGCUUUGCUCCAUUGUUGCAGUUUGCCUACACAGCCAAGUUGCUGCUCAGCCGUGACAACAUCCAGGAAGUGAUACGCUGUGCAGACUUCCUUCGCAUGCACAACCUAGAGGAUUCCUGCUUCCGUUUCCUGGAGGCACAGCUGCGGAGUGAGGAAGAUGGGGCCUUGAUCUGUCAAAAGGUGGCGCCGGAGAGCAACCAUUCAGAAGAUGAGAACAUGCAAGCUGAGGCAUCAGCUAUGACGACGAAUGCACCGGUCACUUGGGCUGCUUCUCCACGCUCCCGUCGCCAUCCCGAUGCCCUCAAUGCUCUGCGGCGGCCAGACCAUGAGCGGCUUGUAGCCAGCGCUGAUUUCCCAGAUGGUCAAGUGGACUCGGAACAGCAGGUCACCUCGGAUCUGCCACGGUGCCCCAAGUACAGGAAGUACCAGCGGGCUUGUAGUAAGCACAACAGCAACGAGAGCUCCUCACACACCAGUAGUACCUCAGGUUUCCCAAGCACAUUGCUCAGCGGGCCAGCUGUGACUCACAUCAAGCAGGAGCCGCAGGAGGGCGAGGAUGAACCCAUCACAUUGGGUCUGUCAGGCGAUGAGGAUGAUGGCAGGGACAAAGACAAUGACACUGCCGACAUGGAGUUGGAUGACAAUGGACUGCAUGGUCUCUUCAAGCCUGCCAACACUUCCCAGCAGCUUAACGACAGCAGAUUGGCCUGCAACCAGGUCAAAGCAAGCACUCAGGGAGAGCACAAAAAGGACUACAGGCCUUCACAGGUGCCUGUGGCCUUCCCCAAAGAUGCUGACAGCUUUUCCACAGGACUGUCUCUGAGGCCAGAAUCCUGUGAAGGUGUGUGUAAGCAGGAAACAGAGUUAGACCGGCGCAGCGUCAUCUUUUCUUCAGGAGCCUGUGAGCAGCUGCCCACACCUGCCCAUUCCUACCCAGGCAGCAACUCCCAUGACAAGGAGUUGGUCGACCACCUGCCUAAAGGACAGUGGGUUGGAGGAAGCCAGUCGCUGCCAAGCUCGCAGAGUUUUUCCUCCGGUGCUGCUUCUGUCGAAGUGCCGACGCUUCUGUGCCGCCAAAGGCCCAACACCAGCUGCCCUGUGCCCAUUAAGGUGUGCCCGCGUUCUCCACCCUCUGAGACGCGCACCCGCACCUCCAGCUCCUGCUCAUCAUAUUCCUAUGCCGAGGACGGCAGUGGUGGCUCUCCCUGCAGUCUGCCACAGUUUGAGUUCUCCUCAUCACCCUGCUCCAACAUGGCUCGUUGCAUGCCAACGGACCCACAGGACCUGGGCACAGGUACCGAUGUACUGUUUGGCCCAGCAAGGCCAAAAAUCAAGUGCGAGCAGGCUUAUGGAACCAACUCAAGCGACGAGUCUGGAUCCUUCUCUGAAGGAGACAGUGAGUCCUGCCAUGUUCAGGAGCAAGGACCAGAAAUCAAGCUACCUUUCCCCGUAGAUCAAAUCACAAAUCUUCCACGCAACGAUUUCCAGAUGUUGGUGAAGAUGCACAAGCUGACGUCAGAGCAGCUGGAGUUUAUCCACGACGUGCGCCGACGGAGUAAAAAUCGCAUCGCAGCCCAACGCUGUCGGAAGAGGAAACUCGACUGCAUCCUCAACCUGGAGUGCGAGAUACGCAAACUAGUAUGUGAGAAGGAGAAGCUGCUGACUGAGAGGAAUCAGUUGAAGGCGUGUAUGGGUGAGCUGUGGGAGAAUUUCUCAUGCCUGUCUCAGGAGGUGUGUCGAGACGUCCCACUGAGCCCCGAGCAAGUCCAGUCUCUCCAUCACUACUGCCCCGUCCUACGGCCCACCUCUGACUCCACCUCACCCGCCCACGCACCUACGGCGCCCGCCAGCAUCGACCUCACCACCCGGUCCGGAGCCGCUACACCAGAACCCGAAUUCGUCAAAACGUUGGCUGCAAACGACAGGCACCAGGCACCAGCUUCAGCCCGGUGUCACGUAGGGAACGGCGAGGGGGAGGAGACGACGUCUGGCUCAGCUUACCUCGAGGCGGGCCGGUCCUUGGAACAGUCCAGUCAGACGGUGACUGUAGACUUCUGUCAGGAGAUGACCGAUAAAUGUACCACUGACGAACAGCCGAGAAAGGACUGUACCUAAUG
This is a messenger RNA of Tachysurus vachellii, 2755 nucleotides long. It is a transcript of the gene bach2b, whose product is annotated as BTB and CNC homology 1, basic leucine zipper transcription factor 2b. Gene Ontology annotation, molecular function: RNA polymerase II cis-regulatory region sequence-specific DNA binding; DNA-binding transcription factor activity, RNA polymerase II-specific; protein binding. The transcript is spliced from 5 exons. Gene Ontology annotation, biological process: regulation of transcription by RNA polymerase II. The coding region runs from base 384 to 2753 and encodes 789 amino acids. The record is from RefSeq and is a predicted model, not a curated record. Lineage: Eukaryota; Metazoa; Chordata; Actinopteri; Siluriformes; Bagridae.